This is a messenger RNA of Erythranthe guttata (spotted monkey flower), 969 nucleotides long. RefSeq names its product putative serine/threonine-protein kinase PBL16. Gene Ontology annotation, molecular function: ATP binding; protein kinase activity. The record is from RefSeq and is a predicted model, not a curated record. NCBI's taxonomy places the organism in Eukaryota, Viridiplantae, Streptophyta, Magnoliopsida, Lamiales, Phrymaceae. Gene Ontology annotation, biological process: protein phosphorylation.
AUGGAGGCAGGAGGAGAUAUUCACCACCUCUUGUAUAACGACUUGGCUCGUUUUACGGAUAACUUUUCCGAGAGCAACUACCUCUGCCAUUUCCAAUUCGGCAAACUUUAUCGGGGAAAGAUUGUCCAUGCUGAAUCCACUCUUUUUGUGAUGGUCAAGAUAUGGGAGGAUUCCCAAAUCUACUGUUAUAAACCUGGAGAUAACGAAUCUAGACUAAUGGAUGAAGUGAUUUUACUUCGCAAUCCUAUGGUGAUUAAUCAUCCAAACUUGGUGAAGUUGUACGGAUACUGUUAUGAAGUUGGUCAUCUUGGUGUUGUUUAUGAGUUCGAUCCAUUUGACUCCGUUUAUAACCUCAUUCCUAAAGAUGAUUUCACUUGGGUGCAAAGAAUCAGAGUCUCCCUGCGAUUUGCUUCCCUCCUCGCGUUUCUGCACGCCGUGAAGAGUCCACCGUACAAACGUUUGAUAGUUCGUAAUCUUGAUUGUGCUCAUAUAGUACUCGACAAGGAUUAUAAUCCAAAAUUAUGUGAUUUCGGUCUCGUAACCGGUGGGAUGGUUCCCGAUAGGACGAUAUAUAAAUGCCAUCAUGUCAUUGGAUGCUAUGGCUACCUUGAUCUUGCGACACACUAUCAAGAUAAUACUUCGGAGAAGCAAGAUGUGUUUGCGUUUGGGACUAUACUUCUGAGUUUGAUUUCAAAGAGACUUUACACCGAACAAGACCGGCAAAAUCUUGCACCGUAUGUUUGCCAAUGGGCCUACGGGAAGUUUAUCGAAUAUGAAAUUGAUUCAAGUAAUACUGACUCAAAAAAGCCCAAGUUUUCGGUCGUCCACCCGAGUCUAGAAGCCGAUCCUUAUUUCGAUCCUUCCGAUGGGCAUAAGAUCACUGCACUGGCACUUGAAUGUGUAGGUGACGAGUUUGCUAUGCGCCCAACAAUGAAGCAAGUUCUAAGAUCUCUGCUCGAUCUCAAAGUU